Messenger RNA from Aspergillus melleus, 1343 nucleotides. RefSeq lists its product as uncharacterized. NCBI's taxonomy places the organism in Eukaryota, Fungi, Ascomycota, Eurotiomycetes, Eurotiales, Aspergillaceae. Gene Ontology annotation, cellular component: mitochondrion. The coding region runs from base 1 to 1269 and encodes 422 amino acids. The transcript has 5 exons. The record is from RefSeq and is a predicted model, not a curated record.
AUGGACAACGGAUUGGCUGUCAUCGCAAGGAUACCUCAUCCAAUCGCCCGACCCAAGUUCUACACGACGGCUUCGGAGGUGGCAACAAUGGAGUUUGCUCGGAGUGUUCUCAACAUCCCAACCCCCGAGGUGUAUGCAUGGUGUGCGAACUGCGACAAUCCCGUUCGUUCUGAAUACAUCAUCAUGCAGGAGGCCCCUGGCGUGAAGCUGGAAGAUGUAUGGCAUGAAUUCCCCUUGGAGAAGAAGGUAGGGAUCAUGUACGGGAACCUAUAUUUUGCUAAGGACAACAUUGCCGGCGCUGUUGCAGCAGACGUCAUUGGCGAUGUGCCUGUGGCAGUCAAGGAUAGUGUCAAACAACGCUUUUCCAUUGGUCCAGUUACAGCUAGAGGAUAUUGGAAAAAGGAACGCGCGACGAUGAACCUUGAUCGCGGGUCUUGGAAACAACCGCAAGAUUAUAUCAUCUCUCUUGCUCGUCGAGAGCUGGCGUGGAUUCAACAGCACGCGACACCAAGACCAGAAGUUGAUAUCUCGGAGUCGCAGAACAAUCCCAAUAGUCAUAUAUCACUAUUCGAAAAGUUUCUCAGAAUUGCCCCGUUUCUUUUGCCAGGUGACCCCGCGAUGAUCGCCCCACACGUAUGGCAUACAGAUCUCCAUGGAGGCAACAUUUUUGUCGACCAGGGCAAAAUCUCGAGCGUGAUAGAUUGGCAAGGUAUAUGGGCCGAGCCUUUGAUGCUUCGCGCACGCCAUGCACGUUUGGUUGACUACAACGGGGAAUUCAUUUUGAAAGCCCCGGAGAAUUUCAAAUACCUUGAUCCGAGCGACAAGGACAAAGUCAGAGAGCAAAUGAGUAGCUCUAUACUGCUAUAUCUCUACGAAAAGCAGAUUGCCAACAAGGCCCCGCUUUUCAACAGAGUUCUUCGAAUUGAAAACGGUCGGAUAAGGACCGAGCCAAUACUGUUCGUGGGUGACACUUGGGAUGAUGAGAUCUUGCCUUUCAGAGAUUCUUUGAUCAGAAUAGAGCGAUACUGGAGUAAACUGGGCUUCGACUUCCCUUGUCCUAUUCAUUUCAAUAAGGAGGAACUCCAGACCCACACGGAGGAAGGCGAGGGGUGGAAUGAAAUGCAAAACUUUUGGAACAUUGUUGAAGGCUUCAUCGCAAGGGAUGGGUGGACCCCAAAUGACCGUUAUGAUGAUGCGGUUGCUUUGUUCACCGACAUACGUGAGAGCAGCCUGGAGAAUAAUAUGAGUGAGAAAGGGGAGAAUGCCUAACUACAGGCCCUCUGCUCCACACUCUUUUCACGCGUCUUGAAGAGAUAAGGCUCUCUAAGGGCAAAGAAUUACCG